Aegilops tauschii subsp. strangulata is the source of this 417-nucleotide messenger RNA. RefSeq lists its product as uncharacterized. The record is from RefSeq and is a predicted model, not a curated record. Lineage: Eukaryota; Viridiplantae; Streptophyta; Magnoliopsida; Poales; Poaceae.
AUGCUUUGCUCGCCCGUCAUCAGCAAUGUCCUCGUCACCAAAACCCUCGUCGAAGGUGGAUCGGGGCUCAAUGUUCUUUCCAUCGAGACAUUUGACCGCCUCCAGGUACUAUAUGACCAGCUGCAACCAACCAAGACCUUCUCAGGAGUGACCGACAGCUCCAGUACCCCGAUAGGGCAGAUCCGCAACCCUAUCACCUUCGGCCAACGCGACAACUACCGCACCGAACUCAUCGACUUCAUCGUCGCUCACAUCUGCCUCCUGUACAACGCCAUCCUUGGGUAUCCAGCCCUGGCCAAGGUCACGGCGAUGACCCACCACGGCUACAACGUCCUUAAGAUGCCUAGGAAUCGCGACAUCAUCACGAUCGCUUGCGAGGAGAAGGAAGCGGUGUGCUCCCUCGUGCGCCCUUACUAG